UAUCCUGCUCAUCACCAUCGUCAUUUUAUCGCCUUCGCGUCACUAAUAGCAUAACUACCUUCUCAUAAUCUCACUCUAUCCGACAAAAUGACCGGAGGCAAAUCUGGAGGCAAGGCCAGCGGCAGCAAGAACGCCCAGUCCCGCUCGUCUAAGGCCGGUCUCGCCUUUCCCGUUGGACGUGUCCACCGUCUCCUCCGCAAGGGUAACUAUGCUCAGCGUGUCGGUGCUGGUGCCCCCGUUUACCUUGCUGCCGUUCUUGAAUAUCUCGCUGCUGAGAUUCUCGAGUUGGCUGGAAACGCCGCUCGCGACAACAAGAAGACUCGUAUCAUCCCUCGUCACCUUCAGCUCGCCAUUCGCAACGAUGAGGAGCUGAACAAGCUCUUGGGUCACGUCACCAUUGCCCAAGGUGGUGUUCUUCCCAACAUUCACCAAAACCUUCUGCCCAAGAAGACCCCUAAGAGUGGAAAGGGACCGGGAAGCCAGGAGCUGUAAACAAUUUCUUUUUAAUUUGGGUUCUCUGAUUCGGCGCGGUUUGGUUCUCUUAUUGAUGUGAUAACGGGGUUCUGGUCGGAACGUUUAUGGCUCUGCGUUUUCUUUUAUAGUUUAUGGUUGUACAUUAUGUCUACGGACAUGGAAUGAUACCGACAGCAUUUUCAUGGAUUCAAGUUUCCUUCCGAUUAGAGUGUGGGCAGCAUGUCUUCGGCCCAGAAUGGCCAAUGAUGUCUUCCGGAUUGGUUUUUCCAAUGUUGGGGCUCGUAUGGGCUUCCCAAGCAGGGGGUAGUAGUAGACCAGUCAGUUUUAUUCCAUGUAUAGAACUAUC
Messenger RNA from Aspergillus ibericus CBS 121593, 820 nucleotides. RefSeq names its product histone H2A. Bases 88 to 492 code for a protein of 134 amino acids. NCBI's taxonomy places the organism in Eukaryota, Fungi, Ascomycota, Eurotiomycetes, Eurotiales, Aspergillaceae. Gene Ontology annotation, molecular function: DNA binding; structural constituent of chromatin; protein heterodimerization activity. The transcript is spliced from 4 exons. The record is from RefSeq and is a predicted model, not a curated record. Gene Ontology annotation, cellular component: nucleosome.